CCCAACGCGCCUCUGCUGCAACACGCUGCUAUGGAAAGUGGCCAGCUAGCCGGUUUAGCCCCAACUCGGAGGAAGGCGAGCGCCAGAAAGCGCUAAGCGGGCUUCUUUCCUUCUUUUUCGGAUGUUUAUCUUCGUUUCCGCUCCGCAGCAGCCAUGUCGGGAGACUUCGCCGCGUUUCCAAACCAAUGCAGCUUUUAACGUCGUCCGCGGACAAAAGAGCUGUCGCUGGCUGGCUGGCUAGCUAGCAAGUGUUGUUGGACCGACGGGCUUACAGGGGGCUCAGAGGACGCGAGAAAAAAGUGCUUCAUCUCGGUCUGAGACCACAGAUAGUUCAGGACAACACCUCAGAGCGGGUGCUUUCGGCUGGAGGACUGCGGGGUGACGUUUUCCAACGCAAGGUCUGGGCGGUCUGGCUAAAAUGCACCACCAGCAGCGGAUGGCAGCCCUUGGCACGGACAAAGAACUGAGUGACCUGCUGGACUUUAGCGCGAUGUUCUCUCCUCCGGUUAGCAGCGGAAAGAACGGACCGACCUCUCUGGGAAGCGGACAUUUCUCCGGCUCAACUGUGGAGGACAGAGUGAGCUCAGCAGCCUGGGGCAACGGCACACGUAUUACAAAGAGUUACGUGGACGGAUCUCAGUAUCACAUGACCAGCCGGGACCUCGGCUCACACGACAACAUCUCUCCGCCCUACGUCAACUCCAGACUGGCAGGUAAAACAGAGAGAGCGCCGUACUCUUAUGGACGGGACUCAAACCUGCACGGCUGCCAUCAGCCGGGCCUCAUGGGAGGAGAGAUGGGAAUGGUCAGUCCCGGGACGGUUUCCCCAACCAAGCCGGGCUCACAGUACUACCAGCAUUACGGCAGCAACCCCCGCCGGAGACCACUGCACAGCGACUCUAUGGAAGUCCAGACGAAGAAAGUGCGCAAAGUCCCGCCGGGUCUGCCCUCCUCCGUGUAUGCGCCGCCUGCCAGCACUGCCGAUUAUAACCGGGACUCACCAGGGUACCCGUCCUCGAAAGCACCCAGCGGCAGCUUCCCCAGCUCCUUCUUUAUGCCAGACGGUCACCACAGUACAGACUUAUGGAGCUCCUCCAGCAGCAUGAACCAGCCCAGCUACAGUGGCAUGCUGGGAAAUUCCUCACAUGGCCCCCAAAGCAGCAGCUACUGCGGCCUGCACCCACACGAGAGACUCAGUUAUCCGUCGCAUUCCUCGGCGGAAAUCAACCCCAGUCUUCCACCGAUGUCCACUUUCCAUCGCAACAGCGGGACGAAUCACUACAGCGCCGCCUCCUGCACGGCCACCACGAACGGAACGGACAGCGUUAUGGCUAACCGGGCGCCGAGUGGAGCAGGAAGCAGCUCACAGACUGGGGACGCUUUAGGAAAAGCCCUGGCUUCGAUCUACUCCCCUGAUCACACCAACAACAGCUUCUCCUCUAACCCCUCCACUCCAGUGGGAUCUCCACCCUCUCUCACAGCUGCCAGUUCGGCCGUUUGGUCCAGAAACGGUCAGGGAGCGUCGUCCCCCAAUUACGAGGCCCCCCUGCACUCGCUGCAGAGUCGUAUAGAGGACCGGCUGGAGCGGCUGGACGAUGCUAUCCACGUCCUGCAGAGGCACGCGGUGGGUCCCUCCACGGCGAUGGCCGGCGGUCACGCUGACCUGCACGGCCUCAUCGCACCCUCACACUCACACAACGGCGCCAUGGGCGGCCUGGGAGCGGGAUACGGCACCGGUCUGCUGUCCUCCAACAGACACUCGCUCAUGGUGGGUCAUCGUGAGGACAGUGUUGGACUCCGCAGUGGUCACUCCAUCGUGCCCAAUCAGGUGCCCGUCCCACAGCUGCCAGUCCAGUCCGCUACAUCACCAGAGCUGAGCCAGCCUGACCCGUACAGGGCGCUCUCCAGUGGUCUGCAGGGUCAGAGCACUUCGUCGGUCAGCUCGGAUAUCAAAUCGGAGGAUGAGGGCGACGAGAACCUGCAGGACACCAAGUCCCUGGACGCCAAGAAGGAUGAAGUGGACAGCAAGGAUCUGAAAGCUAUAGAGAGGUCGAGAUCUAGCAACAACGACGACGAGGACCUGACCCCGGAGCAGAAGAUUGAGCGAGAGCGCGAGAGGCGGAUGGCAAAUAACGCGCGAGAGCGCCUCCGCGUGCGGGACAUCAAUGAGGCCUUCAAAGAGCUGGGCCGCAUGGUGCAGCUUCACCUGAAGAGCGACAAACCGCAGACCAAACUGCUCAUCCUGCACCAGGCCGUCGCCGUCAUCCUCAGUCUCGAGCAGCAGGUCCGAGAGAGGAAUCUGAACCCGAAGGCUGCGUGUCUGAAGAGACGAGAGGAGGAAAAAGUGUCGUCGGACGGUCCGCCCCUUUCUCUGGGCGGGGCUCACCACGGCAUGGGCGACGCCUCCAACCCCAUGGGACAAAUGUCAAAGCUGCCAGACUUUUUCAAAAUGGUGAGCGACCACUACCUUUGACGACGUCAUUUAUGCUCCUGACCGUCUGUAAAACAAUCAGAUCCAAUCAGAUCAAUCAGUGAAGAUGAUCGACCUUCCAUCUGACCAGCCAGCUUCUUCUUCUUCUUCUUCUUCUUCUAUUUUUUUGUCGUCGCUGUUUUUCGUUCCUCCUCCCCGACCCCGUCAUGAUGUUUUCUUGUAAAAGUAUAUCCUUACGUGUUCAUUGGCUAAGGAAAAAUAAGAAAACAGAGACACAUGGGACGUUUUUCCCUCUCUUUCCUUUUCAACAUUCCCGGUUUAAAAAAGGAACAGUAAAUAUGUAUGAAAAUACAAUGAAAAAGAUGUUUUCUUCUUCUUCUUCUUCUUCUUCUUCUUCUUCUUUUUAUUUUCUUUUGGAAAAUGUGCAAAUCGUUGGGGGACUCUUCAAACAUAUCAUGAUGUUGUUUUAACAAAAAAACGAAAAAAAAAAAACCUUGGCAGAGCUGUUUGAGAGCAGCUUGCAGAUUUUUCAAUGGCAAUCUCUCCACACUGUGGAAAACUCUUGCAGUUGUGCCUGACUUUCUUCUUGGGAAAGUCUAAAAGAGAAAGAGUAGAUAUAUACGUUAAAAAAAGAAGUCAAUCCGUUUAUCGAGAGAGAGAGAGAGAAAGUGAGGGGGGAUUUUCAGCCACAACACAUCCGACGGGACGAGAUGACGUAGGGAAGUUUGCCGGAAAAAUGGUCGCAAUAAUGAAUUUCUCUUCAGAUUUAAGUGCAGGAAAGUGUGAGGGCAACUUUUAAACCAGCAAAUUCCUGGACGAAGCGACUUCGAAGGCCAUUCCAGCGUUAUACGUACAGAAGUCGGAGAGAGAAAAACGAUUCGGAACCUGCACGCGAGUCUAAGUUGCGUUCACAUUACAACUGUUGAAGUUUUGCUCGGAUCCAUCAUAAACCAGUGGAGAACUUUGACCUUUUAAGCUCUGACUUUUCCUUCAAAACUCACUACUCACUAGCGUCUCUAUGGGAUUUCUAGUAGUAUGUUAGCACUACUCCAACACUGAAGACUAAACACAGAUUUGAAGCUUGUAAAAGACAUUCCAUGUUUUGUUUGAAGCUUAUAACAGGCAUUAACUUGUAGCAGUUCUACAAUGAAGAGCCCACAGAACUGCUGCUGUUUUCCAUUCCUAACUAUUCACUGACACUUACAGCUAUCUAGAACUUCCCGAGCGACAUUAUAUCUCACUUCCCUUGUAAAUCAAACCGUGAUUCCUCUGUCAGUUCCUAAUUGCGCUGGUGGUUAAACUAAAGGCCUUCUGUUCAGCUCCUGAAGGCCUAACCAAUGGGAGAGCUCGCUUGGCUAUAUCUACCUAGAUUGGACAGUUUUCCGUUGGGAGUUUCACAAAUUUCCAACCAGUCCAGACACAGCAAGCAAGGAAGACCUUAAAGGCUUUAAGGGAUCUGACCAAGGAGCACACAUUAAAUUCACAUUUAGACAAAAAAAACGGAUUCAACUCUGUAAUGUGAACGUAGCCAGAUUCCCAGGAUCAGUCAGGAUGUGCCGUGUUCUGUCCUAAAGUGACCAAUGGAAGAUGACUUGUUUCCCCUGCCCUUGACAAUCCAUAACUUGAUCGAUGUUUGUUUGUUUUUUGUUGUUCUUGUUGUUGUAUUAUUUUGCCAGAUUCUUCUUGCCCCAAUGAAAGUCGUCACCAAUUUCCAAACUUGCCGUCCAAAUUUCUCCUACUGUUCGGCACCGGCCAGUCUCGGAACGUGGCGAAAGCCGGCCAAGUUGUGUUUAUGGUUGUUUUGAAUCCAGAUCUAGCCCCGCUCCCACCUAGUAACCCCCGCCCCCCUCCCAGUUCUCCCGGAGAUGCAAUUUCAAACACGCUACACUUCUACCAACGUGCCUUUUUAGAGUUCAUAUCAUCACACUGCGCGAGAGGGACAUUAUCAGAAUUUUUUAGGAUGCAAGCUUAGGGAAUUGUUAGUCAUUAGGUCUAUGCAGUCAGGUGUUUUAUCAGCCUGGAAUUUAAAAAAAAGUAAAAAGGUUAAAAAAAAAGGUAUUUUUUGGAUAAACUGUAUUUAAUGUACUGUAUGCCUAUAUGUAAUUAGAAGGCGUGUCCCGGACAGACCCCUGUUUUUGAGUAUUGUAUAGAUACUCAAAAUCCCCGCCCCUCCAGACCCCAACCCCGCCCCCUUCCCCUCCCGACUCGCAGCCGUAUUAUUUUUUAUUAUUAUUUUGUUUUGG
Messenger RNA from Colossoma macropomum (tambaqui), 4674 nucleotides. RefSeq names its product transcription factor 4-like. Gene Ontology annotation, cellular component: transcription regulator complex. Bases 419 to 2473 code for a protein of 684 amino acids. The transcript has 20 exons. Gene Ontology annotation, biological process: regulation of transcription by RNA polymerase II. The record is from RefSeq and is a predicted model, not a curated record. Lineage: Eukaryota; Metazoa; Chordata; Actinopteri; Characiformes; Serrasalmidae. Gene Ontology annotation, molecular function: RNA polymerase II cis-regulatory region sequence-specific DNA binding; DNA-binding transcription factor activity, RNA polymerase II-specific; protein dimerization activity.